Malassezia globosa CBS 7966 is the source of this 1182-nucleotide messenger RNA. RefSeq lists its product as uncharacterized. NCBI's taxonomy places the organism in Eukaryota, Fungi, Basidiomycota, Malasseziomycetes, Malasseziales, Malasseziaceae. The transcript has a single exon. Gene Ontology annotation, cellular component: endoplasmic reticulum membrane. The record is from RefSeq and is a predicted model, not a curated record. Bases 1 to 1182 code for a protein of 393 amino acids.
AUGGCACUACUACUUGGUGCGGUGAUCAUGUAUGUGGCUCUCAUACUUGCCACGCCGAAAGAGGUACAGAUGACAGCCGCAGAGUGCACGUAUAUCACGGCAGAGGAGCCGAAUGAUCCCACUCCUCUGCCCCGGCUGACGGAGGAGCCCACAGUCCAGCUCACCGUCGUAGUGCCCAUGUACAAUGAGGCGAAGCGACUCGGGUCGAUGUUGGAUGAUGCACUCACCUGGCUCGAAAGUGUACGAAAGUCGGGUGAGCCGCUAGCACAGCCAGCGCCGCAAGCGUUGCCUAACUAUGUAACCACGCCGGCCGCAGAGGCGGCAGCGCCGUUAACACAGCCACUCCGCACGUACGAAGUGCUGCUAGUCGAUGACGGUUCGCAGGACAGAACGUGUGAAGUGGCCAUGACGUAUGCACAUGAGCAUCCGCUAGCUCCUGGUGCGGAAGUGCGUCUGACGCGUAUGCACUACAAUCGCGGAAAGGGCGCAGCUGUGCGGCACGGAGUGAUGCAUGCACGGGGAGCCUUUAUUUUGUUCGCUGAUGCAGAUGGUGCAACGCGAUUUUCAGACCUGGCGAAAGUAGCACGGGAAAUGAGCCGCAUACUGACGCCGAUGGGCCAGGGGAUUGUGGUUGGAUCACGCGCGCACCUCGUGACGAGUGAGGCUGUGGUGAAGCGGAGCUUUCUACGGAAUUUGUUGAUGCGCUGCUUUCAUGUGAUUUUGUCGGUGCUGAUGCGGCCACCCAGCAUCGCGACGAUAUGGCCGCGCGUGGUUCCAUCAGGAGCCAAGGUGCAGAGGCUCCCACAACAGCCCGAGAUCCUCGACACGCAAUGCGGCUUCAAGCUAUUUUCGCGAGCGACGGCCCAGCUGUUGUUUCCACUCGCCCAUAUUGACCGCUGGAUCUUUGAUGUGGAGCUGCUUCUCUUGGCUGAAAUGGCGUGCCGAGUGAGUGAAGCACAGCACGUGCUUCGGCCUGAGUCCCAGCGUGGAGACGGGCAUGAUACCCUACUGCGUCUGCCGCUGCCCAUUUCCGAGGUUGCUGUGCACUGGACUGAGAUUGACGGUAGCAAAAUCCACCUCCUUUCCGAUUCUAUGCGCAUGGGCCGCGACCUAAUUGUGAUCCGACUCAACUACUGGCUUGGUCGCUGGCGGAGUCCGCCUAGUAUCUAUGCACGACUUUGA